AUGCCAUCAUUGGUUGUGUUGGGACGACGGUGGAAUAUUGCGAGUGAUGAUUUCGUAUUUCCAUCAUUAUCCGAAAUAUUAGUUCGCUUAGCUUGGAUAUCAACGACAUGCGUUAUAUUUAUGCUAAAAAAGUGGGAAAGUUGCACCGAUCAACACUUUCUCGUUAAUCUUUUUUCAUUAAUUGGUAUUAAUGGUAUAACUAUUUUAACAUGUUUUGUUAUGGCAUUGAUUAGCGCUCGUGGAUCAAUCCUGGAACCACAUAAACGACAUCAUAUAACGAAAAUCAUCUACAUACGUUUGCCACUGUUUAUAUGUGAAAUUGCUAUUACUGGUGCAUCAACGGUCUUCGCUUACAGAAGUCCAAGUUCAUGUAGGCUUGUUAUUAUACUGCGUUUAGCAGUUCUGCUUCAGUGGACUCUGAUAGUAACAGUUUUAGUUGGUAUUGCUGUUGUAUUUAAUCCGUCUGGUAACAAUCGUAUACAGCCAAGUUUUCGGUCUGAAAAUCAAGCGUGGAUGCUACGUUUCAAAUUGUUCUUGUUGAGAAGAAAUGAAGCGAUGCAUGCAGCGUUAAAGGAUAUUGCUAUUCUUACAACAUCGUUUUUUGCCGAUGUUGAUCUGGUUGCAUCCGAUAUUCUGGCUGGUCUUUUAUUGGUUGUUCAUGCUCCUCAUCAACCACCCAGUUCUACUACUUAUUUGCCAGAAAUUGAACCACUGGAUUGGAUGACAUUGAACAAUGCGCGUUAUAUGGCAAAAUAUGUAGCAGCUAUGUAUGGUUGGGAAAUUUAUAUGUUUUACAAUUGUGGUUGUUGCGAUUGGCUAAAAGUAUGCAAGAAGAUUAGAUGUUGCUGGAAAUGUUACAACAGGCAGAGUUUUCCGAUUAAAGGUGACAAUUGCUGUGGAUGUGCUACGGCUACCUUCCUGGCAGUAACAGAAUGCAAAGAAGCUGAUAUAAUCUUCGUUUCAUUUGCGAAUGAACUCUAUCAGGUCCCAUUUAUCGUACUUGUGGAUGCAAAAACAAAAAGUAUUAUAAUAACAAUACGUGGUACAGCUUCAAUGAUGGAUGCGAUCAAUGAUUUAUCGCUUGAUGAUGAAGCAUUUUCGAUAGAUGUAGAUCAGGACCCGAUUCUUUCACGAGAUGAAAAGUUGGAUACCCCUGAUAAGGAAGUACGCGUGCAUCGUGGCAUGUUGCGUAGUGCAAGAUACGUGCUUGAAGUGUUACGUGCGAACCGUAUUUUGGAAGGUUUAAAAAUGAGAUAUCCCGAUUUUACACUCGUUUGUUGUGGACACUCAUUAGGUGCAGGAGUUGCAACAUUACUUACGUUGCUUCUUAAGCAGUCUUUCAUUCCCAUACAGUGUUUUGCAUAUUCUCCGCCAGGGUGUGUGAUCAGUGAAAAUGGUCUGAAAGAAACACAAAAAUUUGUAUUUAGUAUUUACAUUGGUGAUGAUAUUGUCCCACGGUUAUCAUUCCAGACAUUAUGUAAAUUAAAAUAUGAUGUGAUCAUGUCGUUGGCAUGCAGUAAUUUACCGAAAUAUAAAGUUCUGUUACGUGGCUUUUAUCGAUUAUGCUUUUCUCAUCCGUGGCAAUCAAAUCAGGAUGUUGAUCAUGAAGAUGAGGUAGCUAUAAAUAUUAACGAUCGACUGCCAUUGGUUUUUCACAGUUCGCUAUUGGUUAUUGAUGAUGGUGUUGAUGGUGCGGAGGAAAACAAUCUCGCAGAAAGAUGGGCAAAAAAGCGGACAAAGCUUCUUCCGCCAGGAUGUCUGCUUCAUGUUUGGAUGAUUGAUAAGGAAAAGAAAAUAAUUUGUAAAAGAUGGACCCAUUAUAGCUCGCUGAAUGAGAUCAAACUGUCAAGUGCUGUUAUUAGUGACCAUAUGCCAUAUAAUGUGUUAAAAGUGCUUAACAUGGAGCUUAAUUUAGAUGCGUAA
Messenger RNA from Acanthocheilonema viteae, 1923 nucleotides. The record is from the annotation of a GenBank genome assembly. Lineage: Eukaryota; Metazoa; Nematoda; Chromadorea; Rhabditida; Onchocercidae.